Durio zibethinus is the source of this 873-nucleotide messenger RNA. NCBI's taxonomy places the organism in Eukaryota, Viridiplantae, Streptophyta, Magnoliopsida, Malvales, Malvaceae. The record is from RefSeq and is a predicted model, not a curated record.
GUUUCUAUAACAAUUUCUCAUUUCUAUAUUAGUGUCCUUUACCAGUCACUUUUGUGCUUCAUGUCCCUUGUUUUUGUAAUCAAAAUGAAUGCCAGAGAAGCUCAACUUCCAUAUCCAUGGCACAAUUGCAAAGUUCUUCACUUGGUGAGGCAUGGACAAGCUAUGCACAAUAUGGAAGGAGAUAAGAAUCCUGAGGCACUGUUGUCUCUUAAUCUAUUUGAUGCACAACUCUCCCCAUUAGGCUUGCAACAGGUUGCUAAACUGCGAAAGGAUGUUCAUGCUAGCAAGCUACUUAACAGGAUUGAAUUGAUCACCACUUCCCCUUUGUCAAGAGCCAUGCAAACGGCUGUUGCAGUUUUUGGCAGUGAAGAUGACACAGGUAAUGUUGCCUGUGCAAAUAGUCCCCAAAUUAUGGCAGUUGAGCUUUGUCGAGACCGUCUGGGGGUUCGUCCAUGUGAUAUGAGGAGAAAGGUCAGCGAUUGUCAGUCUCUUUUCCCUUCAAUCGAUUUUUCAAUGAUGGAUGGUGAAGAUGACAACUUGUGGAAUCCGGACAUUCGGGAGCCUGAGGAAGAACUUGCCAAAAGAGCAGCCAAGUUUUUGCAAUGGCUAUGGACAAGGCCAGAGAAGGAGAUUGUAGUUAUAAGCCAUGGCCUGGUUCUUCAGAAUAUACUGAUAAAUGUACUUGGGAAUGACUGCAAUUCACCAUUAGGAGCUUCAUUAUGCAAACGCUUUGACCAUGGUGAGCUUCGCUCUGUUGUCAUUGUGGAUAAAAGCAAAAUGGGAAAGGAUCCAUCACCAUCACUUUGCCAUGAUCACCAAGAAGAUGUGUUAAAGCAAGGAAGUUUCCAACCAACUGCCGUUGCUGAUUUUUGA